Penicillium coprophilum is the source of this 933-nucleotide messenger RNA. RefSeq lists its product as uncharacterized. The transcript has 4 exons. The record is from RefSeq and is a predicted model, not a curated record. Lineage: Eukaryota; Fungi; Ascomycota; Eurotiomycetes; Eurotiales; Aspergillaceae. Bases 1 to 933 code for a protein of 310 amino acids.
AUGACGAUCAUCACCCUGGCUGGUGGCACUGGUGGAGUGGGCAAAACUAUUGUUGAAAAAUUGCUCGAAUCUAAAUUUGAUAUUGUCGUUCUAUCUCGCAGUGGAAAACAAGACUCCGCUUCGCAGAAUAUUCAAAAUGUACAGAUCAACUAUGAUGAUAUUCCAUCAAUGGUACAUGAGCUUGAGCGACACGACGUUCACACCAUUAUAUCCACUAUUGGUCUUACUUCCGAUGAGACAAGUCAAUCUCAGCUGAACUUGAUCGAAGCUGCAGAAAAGUCUAGAUCAACAAAAAGAUUCAUCCCCAGUGAAUACUCAUUCGUCCAAACACCCGAGUUACUCCAAAUUGACCCUAGUAUCCAAUACUGGCUUGAUGCAGCAGAUCGUCUCAAGGCUAGUGGCUUACAAUAUACCAGAGUAAUUCCUGGUUUCUUUAUGGACUACUGGGGCAUGCCACAUGUCCAAACUCACCUGCAUCCCUUCACAUUUGGUAUUGAUAUAGCUAGCGGAACGGCUGCAAUCCCAGGAGACGGGAACAACGUGAUUUGUAUGACAUAUACGUACGACAUGGCUACUUACCUGGUCAAGGCACUUGACCUCGAUGAAUGGCCUGAGCUCAGUGUGAUAGUCGGAGAUGAAGUUACCUAUAACCAGGUCCUCGGUAUGGCGGAAGAAUUCACCGGCAAAAAAUUCAAUGUCACAUACGAUAGUCUGGAGAAAAUCAUGUCUGGUGAUGUCACCGUCCCUCCGCAGCCAGAAGGCAUGGAAUAUUCAUCGAACGAGGUCAAAGAGACGACUGCAUUGGUGAGCAGACUCACAGUCAACAAUGUCUUUCAACUGCCGGGUGAUCGUCUCAAUACUCGGUUUCCAGAGGUGAAGCCAGUUACGAUGAGAAAAUUACUACACAGUGCCUGGAACAGAAACAGUGUAUAA